UGACAUGGCUGCCCACAAGAUUGCUCAUGCCACAUUGAAAGGACCAAGUGUUGUUAAGGAGAUAUGCGGUGCAAUUGUAGUUGCCUUUUCGGUUGGUGGUAUUUGGAAAAUGUAUCACUGGAAUGAGCAGAGGAAAGUGAGGGCAUUUUAUGACAUGCUUGAGAAAGGUGAAAUUAGUGUUGUUGUUGAAGAUUAAACUUUUUCUUUUAGUUCCAUUUUGUGAUCUUAUAUGACUCAUAAGCUAAGAUGAACAUACGUAGUUGUGGUCUUUAAUGAAUAAAUUGAUGUGUUGAGGUGUGGAUGACAUUAUUGCACCAUAAAUUGUCAGGAUUCAUUUUUUUCA
Mangifera indica (mango) is the source of this 343-nucleotide messenger RNA. RefSeq names its product cytochrome c oxidase subunit 5C-like. NCBI's taxonomy places the organism in Eukaryota, Viridiplantae, Streptophyta, Magnoliopsida, Sapindales, Anacardiaceae. Bases 5 to 196 code for a protein of 63 amino acids. The record is from RefSeq and is a predicted model, not a curated record. The transcript has a single exon.